Molecule: messenger RNA, 9427 nt
Organism: Alosa sapidissima (American shad)
Lineage: Eukaryota; Metazoa; Chordata; Actinopteri; Clupeiformes; Clupeidae
Gene: rapgef6
Product: Rap guanine nucleotide exchange factor (GEF) 6
Exons: 33
Coding region: 866-5746 (1626 amino acids)
Biological process (GO): Ras protein signal transduction; positive regulation of ERK1 and ERK2 cascade; positive regulation of GTPase activity
Cellular component (GO): apical plasma membrane; plasma membrane; endocytic vesicle
Molecular function (GO): protein binding; guanyl-nucleotide exchange factor activity
Source: RefSeq, a predicted model, not a curated record
GAAUGGAAAGUUGUUUUGAGGAUUUGUACUAGCCAGUCUUGUAAACUAGUAAGCUAACAAUCUAAGGACUCUCAGCUGAGCUGAGGGUUCAGCUAUUUUCCUCAAAUAAUUGCAUUGAAACCACAAGCUGAUAUUGCACAACGUUUGCGAACAACACCGUAAACACUUCCGUGUGGCUUAAUAGGGCUUUAGAGGACCAAGCUCUGACAGUCUCGUCGUCGCCAAGAUUUAUGGAAAAGACUGCUAAUUUAGCUCUGAGGAAUUAGCCAAAGGAGUUGGCUGGGAGUUGCUUUUUGCUAGUAAAAGUGGUGUUUCACGCGAAUCAACACAUAGAAAUUGUAACAUCUGGACAGAUGUUAGCCUUGACAUCAAUGGAGCAAAUGCGACUAAGUUGCCAGUUGAACACUUCGUGAUUGGUGGAUCAUCCUAGAUUAAACGGCGGGACUGGAAAACUCAACUAUGCUAGUCAACUCUCAGCGUUGACUCUGAGACUGAAAUCUCUUCCAUUCCUUUCCGUCUAGUUGAUGGCUAGACGUUAGAUGGCUAGCUCUUCGAGAAAGGGCGACGAAGGAUAAAAAUGAAUUCCGCUUACAACUGUACCUGUCGGCUUACUAUUUUAAGCCGCUGAUCUUUGUAAAACCAUGACAUCAGUUUUGUGGUCGCCGCGGUGCGUAAAUUACAUUUAAAGUUAAAAUAAUCUGUACCUCCCUGAAAAUCCUAUCCAUGCUCGGACGAGGUAAAGAGGCACUGGUCGGAGUCAAGAAAAGCUCACAAAGUGGGAUUGUGACAAAUAAGUUUAUUUCUUAAAACCCGUAGCUACUUGGGACGCAUUUACGAGAGCACGACUUAGUGAAACACUCCAAUUAUGGAUUCUUCACUCAAACAGGCGUUAAAGAGACCUCCAUCGCGACGAACAGCAGAGGAUCUGAACAACAUCUACUGCCACCUUUACCACAUGGAUGUGCUGUCACACCUGAGAGAACACCAGCUAAGGUCCAUGUGCACCUCAGCCAGAUAUGAGCGCUAUGAUGCCAACCACAUCCUGUUCUAUCCGGAUAACAUCUCCACAUGCUGGUACAUCCUACUGUCCGGCUCGGUCUUCGUGAAGGAGCACAUGUACUUGGCGCGCUGCUGCUUCGGGAAACAGCUGGGUGGACGACGAGGCUGUGAAUGCAUCACCUUAGAGCCGUCCGAAAUGAUUGUGGUGGAAAACGGCAGCGAGGGCGAGGACGCGGCGCUGCAGAGGGACGGCCCGCACCGACACUCGCGCCGGCGCUUCCGACGGGUCAACCCCCGCGGCGAGCGCGAACUCAUCACCGACGGACAGGACCCUGCCAGACCAGCCACGGACUACGCUGACCAUCAGCUUCCUGGAGACCUCAACAAAAUGCAUCUCACAGACCACCCCCACCAGCAGAUGAUGCACAUGGCUCCCAGCCAAUCAGGGUGCAGCAUCGCCAGUGACUCCGGCAGCAGCAGCCUAUCGGAUAUCUAUCAGGCCACAGAGAGCGAGAUAGGAGAUGUGGACCUGUCAGGGCUGCCAGAGGCCGCCGUGGACUCUGAGGAAGAGGAGGAGGAAGAUGAAGACCUGGAGCGGGCAACGGACCCUCUGCUCGGUCGAGACCUGGUGCGCGAGUGUCUGGAGAAGGACCCGGCUGACCGCACCGAUGACGACAUCGAGCAGCUCCUGGAGUUCAUGCACCAGCUGCCGGCGUUCGCCAACAUGACCAUGUCGGUGAGGAGGGAGCUCUGCACGGUCAUGGUGUUUGAGGUGGUGGAGCAGGCGGCCACGGUCAUCCUGCAGGACAGACAAGAGCUGGACCUGUGGUACGUGAUCGUGAACGGCUCGGUGGAGAUCAGCCACCCCGACGGCCGGGCGGAGAUCCUGUGCAUGGGCAACAGCUUCGGCAUCUCGCCCUCCCUGGACAAGCAGUACAUGAGCGGCCUGGUCCGCACCAAAGGCGACGACUGCCAGUUUGUGUGCAUCGCCCAAGAGGACUACUGGCGCAUCCUUAACCAUGUGGAGAAGAACACGCACAAGGUGGAGGAGGAGGGCGAGAUCGUCAUGGUGAAGGAGCACCGCGAGCUGGACCGCAGCGGCACACGCAAGGGACAUAUCGUCAUCAAGGGGACACCAGAGCGUCUGAUCAUGCACCUUGUGGAGGAGCCGUCGGUGGUGGACCCCACUUACAUUGAGGACUUCCUGUUGACCUACCGCACCUUCCUGUCCAGCCCCAUGGAGGUCGGCCGCAAGCUGCUGGAAUGGUUCAAGAUGGACACCCUCCGAGACACGGUCACGAGAAUAGUGCUCUUGUGGGUGAACAACCAUUUCAACGACUUUGAAGGGAACCCAGAAAUGACCCAGUUCCUGGAGGACUUUGAGAAGCAUCUUGAAAAAGAGAAGAUGAAGGGCCACCUGCGGCUACUGAACAUCGCCUGCGCUGCCAAAGCCAAGUGGCGGCAGGUGACCCUGCAGAAGCCCUCGCGCGAAUCUCCGCUGCUCUUCUCCCUGCUGGGCGGCAGCGAGCGCGGCUUCGGCAUCUUCGUGGAGGCCGUGGAGGAGGGCAGCAAGGCGGCCGAGGCCGGCCUCAAGCGAGGUGACCAGAUAAUGGAGAUCAAUGGGCAGAACUUUGAGAACAUCUCCUAUUCCAAGGCCAUGGACAUCCUGAGGAAUAACACACACCUUUCCCUGACUGUAAAGACCAACAUAUUCGUCUUUAAGGAGCUGAUGAGCCGCAUCCUGCACGAGAAGAAGAACGGUGGGCCCCACAUCCCCAAGAUCCAGGAGAAGAAGGGCAACCGCUUCUCCAUCCCCGACCUGCCGGGCGACAUGGAGUUCCCCACCGACAAGAGCCACAAGAAGCUCAAGGCCAACACCGUGUCCGGCGGCCGCAACAAGAUCCGAAAGAUGCUGGAAAAGACCCGCUUCAGCAUCCUCCCACCCAAGCCCUUCAGGGGACUGUUUGGUGAUGGUGGUGUGGGCCAGUCUCAGGACGACAGCAUCGUGGGCACCAAGCAGGCGCGCCACAGCCUGGCAAUCAUGCCCAUCCCCGGCAGCCUGUCGUCCAGCAGUCCAGACCUGCUGCAGCCCGCCACCAGCGUCCUGGACUUCUCCAACCCCUCAGCUGUGGGUUUCUACUACAUUCCAGACCAGGUGAUCCGCGUGUUCAAGGCGGACCAGCAGAGCUGCUACAUCAUCAUCAGCAAGGAUACGACGGCGAAGGACGUGGUGUCGCACGUGGUCAACGAGUUUGGGCUGCUGGCGGCGUCGGACACCUACUCCCUGUGCGAGGUGUCCAUCAGCCCGGAGGGCGUCAUCAAGCAGCGCCGGCUCCCUGACCAGCUCUCCAAACUCGCCGACCGCAUCCAGCUCAACGGCAGGUACUACCUGAAGAACAACAUGGAGACUGAGACGCUGUGCUCAGACGAUGACGCCCAGGAGCUGCUGCGCGAGAGCCAGAUCAGCCUGCUGCAGCUCAGCACCGUGGAGCUGGCCGCCCAGCUCUCCAUGCGCGACUUCGACCUCUUCCGCAACAUCGAGUCCACCGAGUACCUGGAGGACCUCUUCAAGCUGGACGGCACGUACAGAGUGGCGAGAGAUGACGCCGGCCUGACCCACCUGAAGCAGUUCGAGGAGAUCAUCAACCAGGAGACGUUCUGGGUCGCCACGGAGAUCCUGCGCGAGCCUAACACCAUGAAGCGCAUGAAGACCAUCAAGCUCUUCAUCAAGAUCGCCCUGCACUGCCGCGAGUGCAAGAACUUCAACUCUAUGUUCGCCAUCAUCAGUGGUCUGAACCUGGCACCGGUGGCUCGCCUGCGGAGUUCAUGGGAGAAGCUGCCCAGCAAGUACGAGAAGCUGUUCCGCGACCUGCAGGACAUCUUCGACCCGUCCCGCAAUAUGGCCAAGUACCGCAACGUGCUGAGCAGCCAGAGCAUGCAGCCACCCAUCAUCCCCCUCUUCCCCGUCGUCAAGAAGGACCUCACCUUCCUACACGAGGGGAACGACUCGAAUGUCGAUGGCCUGGUAAACUUCGAGAAGCUGCGGAUGAUCGCCAAGGAGAUCCGGCACGUGGUGCGCAUGACCUCGGCCAACAUGGACCCCGCCCUCAUGUUCCGACAGAGGAAGAAGAGGUGGAAGAGCUUAGGGUCACUGAGUCAGGGCAGCACUAACUCCAACAUGCUGGACGUCCAGGUGGGUGCCCAUAAGAAGCGUGUGCGGCGCAGCUCGCUGCUCAACGCCAAGAAGCUGUACGAGGACGCGCAGAUGGCCCGCAAGGUCAAGCAGUACCUGUCCAACCUGCAGGUGGAGACCGACGAGGAGAAGUUCCACAUCAUGUCCCUGCAGUGUGAACCCGCCUACAGCACAUUGUCUAAGAAUCUGAGUGAGAGGAGGUCCACUAAGUCGGACAUGUCUCCCGUGUCUCUGCGCUCAGCCUUGCCCUCUGGGAAGUCCCAGAACCGUGUGUCCCAAGUCCUGCAGGUGCCGCCCGUCAGCCUGUACGGCCCGCUCCGCAAGAAGAGCCUGGCCAAAGACCUGGCACACAACUCCGGCUCUCCCCAGGUGCAGAAGAAGCCGUCGAGUACGGGAGAGGAUUGGAAGCGGCCGGAGGACAGCGUGUCAGCCGCCUCCUCUCUCCACUCCAGCCCCACGGUGUCCCCACAGGGCUCUCCACGCAAAGGCUCCAAGGCGGGCAGCGUCAGCAGUGGCACUGGAACUGGCACCGGUGGCAGCGGCGGCCCUGGAGGUCCCGGGCGCAGCUACGGCAUAGGCUACGCGCUGAUGCCGGCGGGGAAGACGGACCUGUCGGACUCGAGCCACAGCGAGAUCUCGUCGCGCUCCAGCAUCGUCAGUAACUGCUCCGUGGACUCCAUGCUGGCGGCCGCCCCCGAGGAGCGCGGCACCAACCACCAGCGGCCCUGCAGCGCACCAAACGCCAGCACCGCACACGCACACACACUCCCCCAGGCCGACGGCGGUCAGCCCUGCACAAGUUCGUUGGGGGCACGUCCCUCGGUGACGCGCGCCUCCACAUUUACGUCGUCAAUGAGCACGGACGAGCUGAUGCCGGACCACACCUCGGUCGAGGCGGCUGACAGCGGGCGCGGCAGCUGGACCUCCUGCUCCAGCAACUCGCACGACAACUUCCAGAGCAUGCCGGCGCAGCGUGCUCUGCUGGACCUGCCCUCAUACCGCCACUCGCAGCUCGGCGGCCCCAUCGCCGAGGUGGAGCCCGGCAACACCUGGACGGAGGACGCCGCGGCCGCUAACCGACACUCCAGAGACAGCUCCGAGCUCAACCCGUCGCGGCAGAGCUGGGCGUCCUCCAGCUCGCUGUCCGACACCAGCUAUGAGGGCAACUACGGGACCAUCAAGCGCCGGGCAGCCGAGCAGUCCGCCGCGCAGGGCGGAGAGUCCUCGGAGGGCUCCCAGACGUCGGACACCAGCUACAAAACGGUCACGUCCAGCACAGAGAAGGGCCUGAUAGUGUACUGUGUAACGUCGCCCACCAAGGACGACAGGUUCAGGUUGCCUCCGCCCACUCCGCCGGGGUACCAGGGCUUGGCGCUGCUCGGCGACGCACAGGAGGGAGCGCCGCCGAUGCCGCGGCCGCCCCACUUAAAGCCGCCCGACUAUAGCGUGGCCCUGCAGAGGUCAAAGCUGGUCCCCAGCAGGCCCCCCAGUGUGGCCGCUGGCCCUCAGCCGCUAGCGGAUAGUGAGGAUGACGAACAGGUCUCAGCAGUGUAAGUGCAGACACGUGACAGGUGGACGGCGCUGGACAGAUGAGCGAAUGAGUAAGACCGAGAGAAGAGAGUGGUCUCACAAGAGCUAGAGCACCACUGGGAUUGCUGUGGCCUCCCCUCGAGACAAGAGCACACGCACCUCACCCGCACCUCUACCUGCCCACAGUGCAACCUCACCUGUCCCUUCACAAACAGUGUCACACACACACACACACACACACACACACACACAUAGACUUGUUUUUAGGCCAUUCAUAGUAGUGGAUGGCUUGUUUUUAAACUCACUUUGCCUCAGGCUCCAGAACUGAAUUGAACUGAAUUGAUAGCACAGGAUGGAGUGUGUGUGUGUUCAAUAUCAUGGCCUCUCGUGCAGAGAAAGGAAAAAAAAACAAUCCAUGAUGACAACCUUGGCUUUUUUUUUUUUUAACGAUUUGCUUUUGUAAUAGUACCUCUGUUGUGUGACCACACUUAGCUCACCCUCAGCAGCAGUCUGGAACAGUGGGAUUGAAGGGUUCAACUCGUAGAUUCUCUGGUGGAGCUCCAAGUAGCACACAAGAGGGUGGAUGUAAUGGAGAAAAAUGAGCUUACGCCACUUUUCCACCCGCGCCGUGUUGUGGUUCCGGCAGUUUCCGUAAACAUUUGCACCAGAACAUCCCAGUGCAGACCCACACUGUAUCAUAGUGUUUAGAUUUAAGUGUGUAAGUAGGACUGACAUUUGAUGGUCUAUUGCUAGCACAGCUGGCCCCCGAUUACAGUCUGUCUUGUGUUUUAGAUUUAAAAAUAUCAGUCAUUCAGAUUUCAAGAAAGUACAAUUUUUUAAGGUGCCAUUUUGAAAGCGCUAAAUUCAAGGGGACUAGCUAAGGGAUAAUGGACGACACGUCACGCCACUCAGGAGACGUUUGAGGUGAUAUUUAUAAUAUUUGGUCUCUGGAGUUUACUGCUAAAGGUCUAUGGAGAGUGACCUGGAGUGGGUAGGUAUGGCAUGGAUGUCUGAUUCAUGAAUCUCACCCAAGCCUAGUCCAGAAAGCUCCUCUACAGACCCUUUGGAGAGGGAAUCAAGCUCACUCUGGAAGUGUCCAAGAGACAGGACAUUGUGCGAUCAAGGCAUCCGCAUCCACAUUAGAGACGCGCUAAUGAGUUAGUAUGAAUUAGACAAGCUCUUCUAGUGUGGAGUAGAUCAAAGGGUCUUGGCAUGGCUGUCUGUCCCUGGUGCAAACGUUUGAAACCAGUCUAUCUUCUCUCUGUGUCUCACAUUGGCUCUGUGUGUGUCUGCUUCAAAAAAGAAACAUGAGGUAAACACUCCUUUCAGUAUGACUCAAACCAGUCGGAGUCAGAAAAAGAACAAAGCAUCACCAACAUAAUAAAAGCAAAAGCUUUCUUCGAAUGCAGUUGGACACAUAUAUAUAUAUAUAUAUAUAUAUAUAUAUAUAUAUAUAUAUAUAUAUAUAUAUACACACACCCACACACACACACACACACUAGCACUGUAUAACCAUGCUAGCGAGAGAGCUUUAUGUUCAUCAUGUGUGGCCGACAUGACAAGUGUUUACAUAGAAACCCCAUUUGUUUACAGUUGGUAUUAGCCUCAGUGGUUGUCAGUUUUAAAUGUUGCAAUGAGAAAAUCAUGGCUUUUUGAAAUUGUUCGUAUUGUUUUUAGUUGGUAUUAAUGCAGGACAUGUGGAUGCAGCAUCAGAAACUGUUCUUAUUGUACCUCAUCCCCUAACACAUUCUCCCUCUGUCUUCCACGUCUGGCUCCUGCUCUUGUGUUCGUGUACUGUACAUAACAGUGGAAUAUAAACAAGGACUGCUUGUCAAGGGAAAUAUAUUUAUAUUAGUAGGUGUGUAUUUGGUUUACCAUUCCUUGUUGGUAUAAUGCCAUUUUUGGAACAAAAGUACAUUUUUGUAUAGUAUUUUAAAGAGACUGCUUCGAUGUUUAUUGCUUCCUGCAAGACAGAUUCAUAUAAUUUCUAUGUAAGCAGCCUUGUAAGAAGGCAUGGACGUGCAGAUUUGUAUUAUAUUAAGGGAUAGAACUGGAGUAUCUCAUUUUUGGCUGUCUGGUUGCAAAGCUUACAUUGUUUUGUCUUUUUAAUUUCCCUUUGCCAUUGAAAGACUUGAAAAUGGUAAUAUAUACAUACAGUUUUUACAUAUAUAUUUUUAUUUGUUAUAAAUUAAUGUUCCUGAUCGUGUAUAGUUCAAGAGAAAGUCCUCUAUAAAGACUGUAUUUGUAAUAUUUUGUUAUAAUAAAAAUUCAAGAUUGCAGUUGCCCUGUUGCUGUGACGGGGCAGGAAUCUAUCAAGCAUUUUCAUUUCCUUGAGUUCACUCUGUUUUUGUUUACUAUGUCAUGUGUAUUUUCUCAGUCUUGCAUACCAGGAACUGUUAUCAGAGGAUGGUUAUUUAUUUAGUUUAUUUAUUUCCAGAUGUUUUGUUUUUGGUGCCAGUUUGAGGCUCUCAUCACUACCCCUCAUCCUCCGCCCCAAUUCCCCCUCCACCACCUCCCCCAUGUCCAGGAGACUUGACCCUUCAGCAGGGGAGUUUUGACCAUUCUAACAGAUUUUGUUCCGCAACAAUGUACGGUUCUAAAAUACCAUGUUAAAUAUAGCCAGAUAAACCCAGAUAUUCUUUAGAACGUUCAAUUUCCAACAUUCCUGUCACACCGGUGUGACGGUACCGGCUUAAUGGUUAAAUGUAAGUCAUGGGGCACUCAGCUUGCCAUUCCAUCUGCCUAUUUGACGCUACUGCUUCAGGGUUGAAUGUCAGGUUCAGAUGAUCAGGGUUUAUGGUCAAUAUCAGGGUCAGUGUAAUCCUCAGCAGCCCUGCUUUGCUGUAAGACCAGAGUUAGUUCUGCUGCCGUUGUCCAGGUUCAGGUGAAGAUCAGGGUCAGGAGCGCUGGCGGGACAUCCAGGCUCUGACGAGGUCGUGAGGAACGAUAACACAGGGCACGUUGCCGCCCGUAGAAUAGAGCCUGCUGUGUCUCGUCGCUCUCUCCAUCAGAGCUUCCCAGCUCCUUCAUUUGCACAUGAUGUUUUUUUGCCUCCCCCCAGCAACCUUGUGAAGGUUCCCAAUCUCAAUAUGCCUGAAACAAUCUGGAGCGAAGCUCAAAAUAGAGUCCUUUAUCUUUUAGCCUUAAAAUACACUUUUGUGGCUUCCUUGGAAAUAUGAUUGCUGUGCAGAGAUUUGGAUCAGUUUCUCGUGACUCACAGCGCCUCCUCUGAAGGUUCACGAAACACAUAGUGAAGCCGAUGAUGCACGCCUAGUGAGAAACCCCCCAUGCCCCCAUUCCAGUUAUUUUUCCUCUGUUCAGCUGAUUGUAUGACCUUGCAACCCUCAUUCAUAUUCUGUCUUUCCAACUUAACAUUUUUUAGGUCUACAUUCUUCAGCUAAAUGCCAUGAAGUAUUUGUCAAAACAACUCAUGCUAAUGAUGCAGUCCACAUGGCCAAACAAUAUGAACUAUCCUCAGGUACAAUGUUCUAAAGUAAUUAAUGAGGAUUAGUAUUAUAGUGUUCUUAUGUAUACAGGUUACAAACUACAGCGCUAAAGUGAGUCCUAACCAUCCUAACCUAACUGCAUGCUGUAAUGUAAUUUACCUAAGAACAUUGUACUGUACUCUUCCUUAAGGACACAUUAUAGUCUAAAAUGAAAAAUAAAAAAAAAAUACCUGACAAAAACUCAUGAAAAUAUAAUAAU